CGCGCGGUGGCUGCUGGGACCGCGCUUUACUCCCGCCCCCCGCGGCGGCGUCUUCCUUUCCGCCGCAGACGGCGCCGAGGACGCACGAGGGCCGGGGGGACGGAGCAGGGAAGCCGCCGACAUGCGCUACGUCGCCUCCUAUCUGCUGGCCGCCCUUGGGGGCAACGCGUCGCCCAGCGCCAAGGACAUCAGGAAGAUCCUGGACAGUGUGGGCAUCGAAGCGGACGACGAGAGGCUCAACAAGGUCAUCAGUGAACUCAAUGGCAAGAACAUUGAGGAUGUGAUCGCCCAGGGCAUUGGCAAGCUGGCCAGUGUGCCCGCUGGAGGGGCUGUGGCCGUGUCUGCUGCCCCGGGAUCCGCGGCCCCCGCUGCUGGUGCAGCCCCUGCAGCAGCGGAAGAGAAGAAGGAGGAGAAGAAGGAAGAGUCGGAGGAGUCGGACGACGACAUGGGGUUCGGCCUGUUUGACUAGAUCCUGUGUCCCCAAUAAAGUUUUCUGUUACUUUCCA
Ochotona curzoniae (black-lipped pika) is the source of this 506-nucleotide messenger RNA. It is a transcript of the gene RPLP2, whose product is annotated as ribosomal protein lateral stalk subunit P2. Gene Ontology annotation, biological process: cytoplasmic translational elongation. NCBI's taxonomy places the organism in Eukaryota, Metazoa, Chordata, Mammalia, Lagomorpha, Ochotonidae. The transcript has 5 exons. Gene Ontology annotation, cellular component: cytosolic large ribosomal subunit; ribosome. Bases 122 to 469 code for a protein of 115 amino acids. Gene Ontology annotation, molecular function: structural constituent of ribosome. The record is from RefSeq and is a predicted model, not a curated record.